GUGUGUGACAUGUGUUACUGCAUGCCUCUGACUGCAGCCGCCAUGGUGUCAGGAGCUACUGCUGCUGGUGUGCUCUGCUGUGUGCUGCACAUCGUAGCCGCACGCCUCCGCACACCACCCGCUCUGGCAGCCUACUACGUUUUCUGGGACGGCGGUAUUAAGGACUGUGAUGGCUUCAAGAACGAAGCGUUCGACCUCUCGGCUCUCCGAGUGGAGAAGAAGAGCAAAACCGAUCUGGCUUUAGUGGGCGACGUUAACUUCAAGAUAAACACUUCGAAGCCCCUGGGGUUCAAAUGUAUAGUGUCGAAGAAAGUGAACGACAAUUUCGAGUUCUUCAUGAAGUUCGAGAAGAAGAAUCUGUGCCGUCACGUUGGCGAGAAAGGAAAGCCCUGGAGCCCAUUCUUUCAGGAAAUGAACGUUUCUAAUUGUCCUAUUCCUAAGAAAAUUUACAACUUUAAGGACUCCCACUUUGAUACAGCUUCUGUGCCCUUGACUAUCGCUAACAAAGGCAGCUAUAGAGGCCGACUGGAGUUCUACGAAGAAGGAACAAUGGUGGCCUGCUUCUUGGCGGAAGCUACAGUUCAGGCUGAAUAAACUGUAUCACACUUGUUUAUAUCUCCAUAGCUUUUUUUACUCUAUUUGAGGAGUUUCUAUAGUGCUUCCGAUGAAGGAUUUGUUCUGUUGUCAAUAAAC
Messenger RNA from Homalodisca vitripennis (glassy-winged sharpshooter), 693 nucleotides. RefSeq lists its product as uncharacterized. The record is from RefSeq and is a predicted model, not a curated record. NCBI's taxonomy places the organism in Eukaryota, Metazoa, Arthropoda, Insecta, Hemiptera, Cicadellidae. The transcript is spliced from 4 exons. Bases 10 to 594 code for a protein of 194 amino acids.